Molecule: messenger RNA, 597 nt
Organism: Cucurbita moschata (crookneck pumpkin)
Lineage: Eukaryota; Viridiplantae; Streptophyta; Magnoliopsida; Cucurbitales; Cucurbitaceae
Exons: 2
Coding region: 38-505 (155 amino acids)
Source: RefSeq, a predicted model, not a curated record
UUCUUAUUCUCUCUCUCUGAGGAAGAAGAAGAAGAAGAUGAUACUAAGGAAGCGUCCACGGCCGCAGAUGAAAAGAACGGCGAGUAUAUCAGGAAUCACGGUGGAUCUCAGCCACGUGGAGGGCGAACAGCCAUCCAAUCAUCACAAUUCCGGCACCGGAGAUAUUCCUCCGGUGAUCGCCACCCAAAAUCCGGAGACUGAUCAAAUGAAUUACACCUUAUCUUUUGUGUCACCAAGAGGCCGGAGAAAUCUCUCCGCCUUUAACAAACACUCCGAUGACCCUUCUUCUCUCCACUUUCUUCGCACUUGCACCUUCUGUCACCGCCGUCUCUCCCCCGCCCGUGACAUUUACAUGUACAUGGGAGAUACAGCUUUUUGCAGUGCUGAGUGUAGAGAGAAGAAGAUGGAACAAGAUUUCACAAAAGAAAAGGGCACCACCACCGGCCACGGCGGCGGCGGCGGUGGCAGGCAUAAAGAAAGGUCAGAUUGUGGCAGCGGAUUUUAGAUGGGUUUUCAAGUAUUAUAUAUGUUUGUAUGAUUAUGAAUCAGAAAUCGAUAUGCACGUUUUUGUUUAAAAAUAUUGCGAUUUUUGUUUUU